Molecule: messenger RNA, 375 nt
Organism: Rotaria sp. Silwood1
Lineage: Eukaryota; Metazoa; Rotifera; Eurotatoria; Philodinida; Philodinidae
Source: the annotation of a GenBank genome assembly
AUGAACAUGAGCAUUCAUAAUCAUAGCACUGCAGAUAAUUGUCAACAGGAACGACAAUUUAUCACUCAAGGCGAAUAUUUAUCAUCAUCACUUUCGUUAUCUGGAUUACCACCUGAAAUUCUUAUUUACAAUAUUUUUUCACAUUUGACAUUUAUUGAUUUAUGCUCACUUUCACAAGUGAACAAAAUUUUGAAAACAUUCAUCGAUACAAAUGAUGGAUUAUGGAAAAAUGCCAUUAAAAAUGAAAUGUUAGAUGAAUCAUCAUUACAUGAGAAAGUAUUUGAAAAUGAAAAAUUAAAAUUUCAGUAUUUAUAUAAACAACGACAAAAACAAGGAUUAAUAUUUGUGAAGAAAAUCAUCGCAUGUGGUCAAUAG